Molecule: messenger RNA, 1350 nt
Organism: Salvia hispanica
Lineage: Eukaryota; Viridiplantae; Streptophyta; Magnoliopsida; Lamiales; Lamiaceae
Source: RefSeq, a predicted model, not a curated record
AUGGCGCUCAAAUUGUUACAUUUGGUUAUCCUCUUCAUAUUUGUUUCUGUAGACAUCACAUGCACCAAUGCGGUGGGUCCGCCUAAGGUUCAUGUGAUUAAUGCAUUGACCGACCCGUCUCCGGUGCAUCUAAGGGUUACUAGUGCAAAAGAUGACGAUUAUGAAAGGAAUGAGAUCUUGAAACAAAGUGAGAGUCUUGAUUUGGCGAUUAACAGAUGUGGCUUUCAAGUAUAUGCACUACCUUAUGAUUACUCAUAUAUACUCGAGUGUGUGGCGAAGCCCGGGGCACCUCUAUACAAGGGUGGAAUCGUCAAAAAUCCCAAAUUCAACGAGGAAUUAAAUGGAUGGAUAGCGGGCGGAGAGGCGAAAAUAGAGAGUGCGAAAUCAGUGGAUGGAAACCGCUACGCGGUCGUCUCCAAUGGCGUUUAUCAGAGCUUCAAUGUGGAGAAGGGCAAACUGUACAGUGUCUCCGCAUGGUUCCAACUACGCAAGGGAAAGGGUGGCGCCGUGCAAAUAAAGUUAGUAACAAGCAACGGCGAACAAACUGCAAACUUCAUUUUUCCAAAAGCCGGCUGUUGGAGCAUGCUCAAAGGUGGGUUCGAGUCGACCGUGACGGAAUCGGCCAAGCUCCAGAUCGAGGCCAAUGUGACCGGAGCUGUUAUGUGGGUCGAUAGCGUGUCAGUGCAACCGUUCACACAAGAAGAGUGGAAUUCACAUCGGGUGGAGAGCGUUGAAAAGGGGAAAGUGAAGUUUGAAGUGACGAAUGAGUUAGGAAUGGCGGUGGCAGAUGCGGAUGUGUCGAUCAAACUAAAAGAGCCGCGGUUCCCCUUCGGCAACGCCAUGAGCAAUUCGAUCCUCGAGAACCAAGUGUAUCAGAAAUGGUUCUUAGAAAAACGAUUCAAGUAUACCACUUUCGGGAAUGAGUUGAAAUGGGAAUACACCGAGCUGGAGCAGGGGAAAGUUAACUACACCAAGUCGGAUGCGAUGAUGGCGUUUGCGAAAAACAACGGGAUCAAGGUCCGGGGCCACAACAUCCUGUGGGACGACCCCAAGUACGCCACGUGGAAGGCAAAUCUAACGGGAGACGCGCGGCGGGGCGCAGCGAUGAAGCGAGUGGAGUCGGUGGUGAGCAAGUACAAAGGGCAAGUCAUCCACUGGGACGUGAUCAACGAGAACAUGCAUCACCAGCUCUACAGCAACGUCACCCACAACGGCGCCGACGUCUACAGACUCGCCCACCAGCUCGACCCUCUCCCCGUCCCCUUCCUCAACGAGUUCAAUGUCAUCGAAGGUGUCGGCAUCAUGUCUCUGCCACCACCGCCAGAUAUCUCCAGAAAAUCGAGCGGCUAA